Molecule: messenger RNA, 566 nt
Organism: Cicer arietinum (chickpea)
Lineage: Eukaryota; Viridiplantae; Streptophyta; Magnoliopsida; Fabales; Fabaceae
Source: RefSeq, a predicted model, not a curated record
UGUGUGUAUCUUGUAUGAUACAGAGUGACUUGGAUCGUUCUCAAAAUUCUAAAAGUCGGGCAAAUCUAAUAAAUAAUGAUAUUGGGAACAAGCUAAUGCACAAUCCAGCUGCUUUGGAUCAAAGACAAGUGUUGAGAAAGUCCCUUAAUCACAAGGAUUUGAGAUCAUAUGAUGGCUACUCUAGUCAUUCUUCAGUUCUAACUGACGAUGAAGGAGCAGGUGCUUACUUAAAAAAAAGUGGAAGUGAGAAACUGCGAGCAGUUCAUGUGCAGAAGAAGGUUGGACUCACUGACAUGGCUAAUGGAUUGCACAAAGCAGUGCGGAAAGAAUUGAGGCAAAUGGAAACGGAUCUAGCGGCGGUGAAAUCAAGGGCCUCCACUUUAUCCCCAGGUGGUCGGUUGCUGUCUGAUAAUUCUAAUGCUAUUCAGACUGUUUCUUCAGUCAGACGGAGCUAUGAAUCUGAAUUGGAACAGUCAGAGAAACGAAAACAAGAUUUAUUAGCUGAAAUUGUAUUUGAGGAGCAGCGAGGCAGAGAACUUUCCUUAAAUAAAAUUAUUUGUAAUUAA